Molecule: messenger RNA, 2247 nt
Organism: Trichomonas vaginalis G3
Lineage: Eukaryota; Parabasalia; Trichomonadida; Trichomonadidae
Product: COPII-coated vesicle budding
Exons: 1
Coding region: 1-2247 (748 amino acids)
Biological process (GO): COPII-coated vesicle cargo loading; intracellular protein transport; endoplasmic reticulum to Golgi vesicle-mediated transport
Cellular component (GO): COPII vesicle coat; endoplasmic reticulum exit site
Molecular function (GO): zinc ion binding; GTPase activator activity
Source: RefSeq, a predicted model, not a curated record
AUGGAUCCAGUUGAUAUCAUUCAAAAGCGCGAAGACGAAAACGGCAUUCGUCUUUCGUUUAACUUAUGGCCAACCAACAGAAUUGAUGCUGUCUCGGCCAGCUGCCCAAUUGGCGCUCUUUACACUCCACUUAAGAAAUUGACACCAAUCGGCAAAAUCCAGAGAACACCACUCGAAUACGAGCCAGUCCUCUGUCCAAACUGCCGUGGUGCAUUAAACUGCUACGCACAAAUCGAUUUUAAUUCUAAGACAUGGGUUUGCCCACUUUGCAAGACAAGAUGCCCACUUCCAAGCCAAUACUCUAAUAUCACAAAAGAGCUUCUUCCAUUAGAACUCCAUUCUGAAGUCAAUACUGUUGAAUAUCUUGUUAAUCAAGGAACUGUCAAACCACCAAUCUUUGUUUUUGUUGUUGAUAUCUGCAGUAACGAGAAGGAACUUGAGAAUCUUAAGUCAGUUCUUCUCCAAGCCAUUGCCAUUUUGCCAGAAAAUUCUUUGGUCGGAUUCAUUACAUUUGGAUCCUCUGUUAAGAUCCAUGAGCUUGUUGAGAUCCCAUACCCACGUUCCUACAUCUUUUCUGGCAAUAAGACUUACAACGCUCAAGAAUUAGCCACAAUGCUUGGUAUCCAACGCCUCGCCAACGGUGAAGUCCAAACAACAAUCAUCGUUCCAGCCAAGCAGGCCGAAGACAUGCUCAACAACUUAGUUGAUCGCCUUGAAGUCGACAAACUUCCAAUUCCAAAGGACGAACGUAUGCAGCGUUGCACAGGUGCAGCUCUUUCAAUUGCUGUUACAUUACUCGAAGCCGUUUGCCCAUUAAUUGGCGGCCAAAUUUUCUUGUUCACAUCCGGCCCAAUUACAAAAGGUCCCGGAACAAUGGCCACUCUCAAGCGUGGAGAACCAGUCAGACAGCACAGUGAUAUCGAGAAAGGAAAGGCAGACCUUACACGCGCUUCUCAACAAUUCUUCUCCGAAAUCGGUAAGAACGCAAGUACAAAGAAUAUCGUCAUCAACUACCUCUCAGCUUGCUUCGAAGAAGCCGGCUUGUACGAGCUCGAACCAGCCAUUCUUAUCACUGGUGGUUGGCUUAUCUCAGCUGAGUCAUGGGGUGAUGUCAACAUUUCACAGUCCAUUGUCAAGUACUUCACAAGCAUCUUAGAGAACGCCGGCGCCGAAGUCCAAACACAGAUCAUUUGCUCGAAUAACUUUAAGAUUUCCGGCUGCAUUGGUCCAUGCUCUCCAAAGGAGACACCAGGACCAGCAGUAUCCGAAAAGCAGAUCGGUAUUGGCGGCACAACAUCCUGGAGUCUUGGCGGCGCAUUACCUUCAACAACAUUAGCAUUUUACUUCGAUAUUACAGCUUCUAAGGCCGAUCCAGUUCCAGUUGGCACUACAGCAUUCAUCCAAUUCGUCACUACAUACAGAAAUGUCCUUUCCGGACAAUACGUUCGCCGUGUUACUACAACAGCCGUUAAUUUCGGAGACAUGAACGACAGAAGUUCAUUCGCAAGGUCAUUUGACCAGGAAUGCGGCACAAUUUUGUUGGCAAAGCUUGCCAUGUGGAAAUGCCGCACCGAGGACAAUCUCGACGUCAUCCACUUCAUCGAUAAGACACUUAUCAGGUUCUGCAGAUGGUUCGGUACAUACAAUCAAGGCGAUCCUUCAUCAUUCACUUUCGGAGAGUCAUUCACCUUCUUCCCACAGUUCUUAUACCACUUAAGACGUUCUCCAUUCAUGAGCACAUUCAACUCUUCUCCAGAUCUUACAGCGUCAUUAAGACAUUCCCUUCUCAUGGAGGACACAACUAACUCGCUCUUCAUGAUUCAGCCGACACUUAUGCAGUACACUGCAGAUUUCCAGCAGUCUCCUGUUUUCUUGGACAUGAAUUCGCUCAAGAAGGAUACAAUUUUACUUCUCGAUACUUUCUUCAGAGUUCUCGUCUGGUAUGGUGAAAAUGUUGCUUCCUGGAGAAACCAGGGUCUCGAUAAAAAUCCAGAUUACGAAAAUGUUAAAUGGAUGCUCGAAACUCCACUCCAAGAGGCCAAGGCACUCAUUUCUGAGAGAUUCCCAACACCACUCUUGAUCACAUGCGACCAGGAUUCAUCUCUUUCAAGAUAUUUGCUCGCAAGAUGCAAUCCAUCCGAAAAUAACUACAACGGACUCGGCGGCUCUACAAAUUCACUUUCUACUGAGGAACCUUCACUUUCUAAGUUCCUCCAGAAGUUGAAGGAUGUCGCUGUAAACGACUAA